This is a messenger RNA of Anopheles coustani, 2094 nucleotides long. Its product is annotated as trans-Golgi network integral membrane protein 2-like. Lineage: Eukaryota; Metazoa; Arthropoda; Insecta; Diptera; Culicidae. Bases 324 to 1721 code for a protein of 465 amino acids. The transcript has a single exon. The record is from RefSeq and is a predicted model, not a curated record.
UAGUAAAAUAAUGUGAACCAGAAUCCUGAAACUAUUCGAACACACACUCCUAGCUCUACCGGCUAAACCGACGACGUAUCAUACUAAUUGUGAACAAAAGUGUCAGUUGAAGUGAUUGCAAUAGGAAGAAAUAUAGUAACACAAAAGCAAAUGGGUAGAUAUCUCUAAUAUCGGAAGCUCCAAUACACACUGCUUCUGUUCUACUAGUGCGACAUACGAAAAAGCUCCGUCCAUUGAUUCAUGUAACACCAUAAAUAACGCGAGAUCAUCGGAGGUGAACUGAAGAAAAUAAUUUAUUUAACGAUAGCAUCACAUCAAUACCAAUGGAAGCAAUACCGCUAGCUUUACUCCUGUUUGGACUAAUAACAGUCGUGUUGACGGCACCGCCUGGACAAAAACCGGUUAUAACAACAGUCCAAAAUACAACCAUCGUCGUCGCAAGAGAUGCUAUCAGUUUGAUUCCAGCAACUCCAAUAGCCCGGCUCACGCGUGUGCAGGAAGAAUGUCAGCUCAAGCAAAAGAAUUUGGGAAAGGAUUGCCUUGCGUUUAACCAACUGCUGAUUGAAAUGGCACAGCACAGCGUCCGAAGCAACGAUACCGAGUUUAUAUUUAUUCAAGAGCUAUCGAGAACAGUUACAGCAGAUGAAGACACUUGUACUAAUUUAACCGAUGUCGUGAAAAACUUACCACCGCAGUUAAAGCGCGAUGAACUAAAGCCAUUCGCGCAGGCCAAGCAUUGCGUUAACUCGUGCUACGAUAAACAGGGCAAGGAGGAUAUAAAGGAUAGUUGUCGACUGUUGUAUGCUGGUUUUAAAGCGCUAGUGCAAUAUUUGGACAAACCGUCGAGUCAGGCUAGUGAGUCACAUCAGCAGCAAUCAGGUGCAUUAGCAAGCAAUCAGGAACCGAGCUUGGCUAAAGAUAAGCCAUAUAACGGCACUUUGGGCGGUGGCACGGAGCUAGCAGGCCCUAAGAUUGCUCCGAAUGUCGGCAAUAAAACCGUGGGUGGCGCUAAAAUUCCCGCUCCUAUUCCUGAUGCUCCAAUUGAAAAGGAUGGAGGGAAAAUCGUCAAGGAAACUAACAAACAGUUGGACAACAUCGAGUCACCUCCAGAGCCUGCUGUUCCUGCACCGCAACCGAAGCAGGAGAUUUUGGAAAAAGAAGGAAACGAUGACGAUACACAGCUAGAAGACGACGGUGAUGAGCCCAAUGGCUUUGACGAAGAAAAGAAGGAUCCAGAUAAUCCAACCCAGGAAGGGAAAGAUCAACCGCUUCAAGACGAACUUGAGGAUGCUGACACUAACAAGGAUAAUGCGAAUCAGUUAGAUCAAUAUUCGAAACCAGAUGGAAACAAGGUUGUAGACGAUGUCGCUCAGCAAAAAGGACACUUGAAGGAAGACGAACUGCAAGAUCACGUGGAAAUGUCAAGGACGAGCGAAAUCAUGCAAGGAUCGGAUCCGUUCUACAACCAAAACGAUUCGAACUUUUUCUCCUACUUCCUGUUUGCCAUGUUUAGCUGCGUAGUUCUUUACGUGGCUUACCACAACAAAUCGAAACUGAUGGCGCUGGUUGUUGAGGGACGUCGGACGAGCAACGGACGGGGCGGGUUCAGCAAGGGUCGCAAGCAUACGGCCGCCUAUCGAAAACUAGACUCGAACCUCGAGGAAGCCAUCACAUCGGGCAGCGGAUCCGGCGGUCAUUCAUCUUCGCAGAUCAUCUACUAAACGCGCACGGGAGCACAUAAUCCCGAUACUCCCUUGUGGCCCACCGGUUGGGCGAGGGCUUUUGUAAAUAACUUCCAUUCGUCGUUCCUUACCGUUUCUUUAGGCGCUUUCCUAUCUUUUAUCUGGAACCUUGCAAGCCUGCGUACUACUGCACCUGUAACACGAUUAGGUUGACGUGUGAUAGAGACCUCUCCUUCUCCUUCUCCUCCUCCUUUCCUUCGUUAUUGCUAAUUACGGUUGAGUGCGAUAAGUUUUUUUCUUUCUAUGGUCUUUGAGGUUGUAGAACACGGUUGAAACAUGUAAAAUGUAUAGUUACUUUUCCACUACGAUCCAAAAGGGAACAUUUCAAUAAAACCGAACAAAUUCACCGCUU